Molecule: messenger RNA, 651 nt
Organism: Cladophialophora carrionii CBS 160.54
Lineage: Eukaryota; Fungi; Ascomycota; Eurotiomycetes; Chaetothyriales; Herpotrichiellaceae
Exons: 2
Coding region: 1-651 (216 amino acids)
Source: RefSeq, a predicted model, not a curated record
AUGCCUAUCCCCAUCACACACCCUCCGCACACAGUCAGAGCAAGUCACUACCUGGGGCCCUCUUCAAACAUCGAUGCCACCCACAGGAUCAAAUGGCGUCUUCUCACCUGUCACAACGGGGCCUUCUACCUCCACGAGGUGACCCUCCUCUCGACUGAUCAGGGCCCCGAUAUCGUAAAGAAAAUUCUCCAGCAGUACCUACGCUCCGAGUCCUGGCUGGCGAAGGCCGUCCCAUUCUUGAUACCCACCGCCUACACGGCUGCACUGGCUCCAGUCCCUGGUGAAAGUCUUGCCCACCUCCCCUGCCUAGUCGACGUCGACACUCAACAAUACUCACAUGUUUUGACCACGGCGCUGCGACAGCCAAGCCACCUUCCAGCGACAGCUCUAUUCUUGACUUCCUAUGCGCGCUUCGCCAGUACAACGGAGCCUCACAACAACACCAUUUCCCGCGACGCCAUCUUGAUCAAGUUACAGCUUAGCAAGCUCUCGCUCGCGGCCUUCUUGGCUCUCACCCUUAUCGUAUCUGUCGUUGCCGGAGUCGUUGCCGGAGUCGCGUGCCAUAGUCUCGACUUGGCAUUCGGGGUUUUCGGUGUCCUCGUCAGUCUGGUUGGGAUAGGAGAGGGGUUUGCAGUGUGGAGGUUGAUGUGA